Molecule: messenger RNA, 1461 nt
Organism: Colletotrichum gloeosporioides
Lineage: Eukaryota; Fungi; Ascomycota; Sordariomycetes; Glomerellales; Glomerellaceae
Exons: 3
Coding region: 1-1461 (486 amino acids)
Molecular function (GO): protein binding
Source: RefSeq, a predicted model, not a curated record
AUGCCGCCUCGGAGAAGCAUCCGCGACGAGGAUUGGGAGCGUCUUAGGUCCACCAUUCGGAAGCUUUAUCUCGAAGAGGAUCGGAGUCUAAAAGAUGUUCUCCUCAUUCUGGGUACUUUCCACAGCUUUUAUCCAAGCAAAGCACAGCUGGAGUGGAAGUUAAAACAGUGGCAUUUCACCAAGAACAUGGGAAUUAUGGAUUGGAAGUAUGUUGCCAACGAGAUCCAUCGGCGAAAGUGUAGAGGCAAAGAAAGCAAGGUCUACCUCUCAGGCAUACCUUUGCGCAUGAAGGCCAUCGAGAGGGGGGUUUCAAGAUACUGUUACCAGACUGCCAUCGAGAAGGCUACGCGCCGAAGAGUCCUUGGACAAGCUAUUUCAUAUUCUGGAAGCGAGGAUAAUGAGAUCGUCAGAUGGCUUCUCUCUGUUGGAGUUGACUUGAACGAAAGAUUGGACCGGCUGGAGCCUCUUGCGCCAAUGAUUACAGCAUUCUGGUCCCCUUUGACACCGCUACAAGAAGCCAUCCAGAAGGGCUGGUCUGGCCUGAUGCAAGAACUCAUCGAAUGUGGCGCGGACAUUAAUGAGCUUUCCUCCUCCUGUGGAACUGCACUCCAACUCGCAGCAGAGCUCGGACACUUUGGCAUAGUUCAGAGGUUACUGGAACUAGGGGCUGACCCCAACGCAUCAGGGGGUGAAUCUCCUUAUAGUCGGACUGCUAUCGAACGUGCAGCUCAACAUGGGCGACUGGACGUUGUCCAAUUAUUGCUCAAUUCUGGGGUUGAGAUUGGCGGGUGCGGCCGACGGCAAUAUGUUAGAUCGGUCGCGUUGGCGGAAAAAGAGGGGCACCAUGCCAUCGUGAAGCUGUUGAAAUCCCACGGAGGAUGGACCGAAGCUGAUGAGGCCCUCCUGUCUACCAAAGAUGUGUGUCUUCCCUUCAUCUUUCGGAGACAUGAAGUCGUUCAAUAUGUUCGAAGGUAUUACGUUAGUGAAUCGGAUGUCGGAGACUCGGCGGAGGGUGACACCCCGAAAGAAGAAGAGUCUUCCUCUGAAGGAGCCUUAAAAAGUAAUGUUGAGCUGAAUGAAGGGAAGCUUCCUGAGGAAGAAGGCCCGCCAGAGGAAGCGCUGGUAUCGGAUGAGAUACUCGGAUUGACGAAAGAGGACAUGAAGGAGCUCGAUAAGCCCUCAGAGGGGGCAUUAGAAGACAACCAUGACUCAACGAUAGAUCUCAUCGGGCAGCUCUACAACCCUUCUGAGGCAUUAAUGUCGACUUUAGGAUUCGGAAACACGCCGCCAAAUGCAUACGAGUCCCUUUUGGAAGAGGAGCAGUUGGAAUUCCUCCCUUCCUCCAUGUCAUAUCAGAUCAGGGAGGAACUCGAAGGGACCGGCUGUCAAGAAGAAUUGGGGGAUGACCUCUGGGCUGAAGAAUACAGCAACUUCAUCCAGAGCGUAUCUUAUGAAGUAUAG